Molecule: messenger RNA, 5476 nt
Organism: Acanthochromis polyacanthus (spiny chromis)
Lineage: Eukaryota; Metazoa; Chordata; Actinopteri; Pomacentridae
Product: NACHT, LRR and PYD domains-containing protein 12-like
Exons: 10
Coding region: 1-3372 (1123 amino acids)
Molecular function (GO): protein binding
Source: RefSeq, a predicted model, not a curated record
AUGAGUGAGGAGAUGGAGGAUGGAGUUUUUACCUCCAAAGCAGCUCUGUUUGGGCAAAAUGACACCCAGACCAGAGUCAACAGCCAAAAGAACCAGGAGAGACCAGACUCUCCUGCACCCAGCUGUCUGUCCAUGAAAAGUGACGCAUCUAAACGUCAACCGAUUGAAUUCAAGGAUGGAGGCGACUCUGAUCAGCAGACUCAGGAGAACCAGAAGAGACCAGAUUCUCCUGCACCCAGCUGUUUGUCCAUGAAAAGUGAUGCGUCUAAACGCCAGCCGAUUGAAUUUAAGGAUGGAGGCGACUCUGAUCAGCACACUGACCAGAAGAACUCAGAGGUUCUUGGUGAUCGACGUCAAGCACAUCUGGACUCUGUUUUCAUGGUGCUUGAGGAGGAAAUAAUUAAUUUCACGAGAAGUGAACUGAAGAAAUUCAAGAAAAUCCUGAGUCCAGAAUUUUGUGGAGGUUCAGAGACGCUGAGAGAGGACGAUGAUGACACGCCUGGAGAAGAAGAGCAAACAAGCAGCAGCAGAAAUGCACUUCUGAAAAUCACACUGAACUUCCUGAGGAAACAGAAGCAUGAGCAGCUGGCUGAGUCUCUGCAGAGCAAAUCUUGUGCUGCAAUUUGCCAACGUAGAUUAAAAUCUACCCUAAGGAAAAAGUUCCAGUGUUUGUUUGAGGGCAUUGCCCAAGCAGGAAACCCAACUCUUCUAAACCAGAUCUACACCGAGCUGCACAUCACCGAGGGCGACAGUAGAGAAGUCAACGAUCAACACGAGGUCCAACAGAUCGAAGCAGCAUCCUGGAAACCACAAAGUCCAGAAACCACCAUCAGAUGCGAGGACAUUUUUAAACCUUUACCUGGAAGAGACGAACCAGUCAGAACACUGGUGACAAAGGGAGUGGCUGGCAUCGGGAAAACAGUCUUAACACAGAAGUUUACUUUGGACUGGGCUGAAGAAAAAGCUAACCACAACAUACAGUUUAUAUUCCCAUUCACCUUCCGAGAGCUCAGUCUGCUGAAAGCUAAGAAUUACAGUUUGGUGGAGCUUCUACAUCACAUGUUCACUGACAUCAAAGAAGCAGGAAUCUGCAGCUUCAAGGACUUCCAGGUUGUGUUCAUCUUUGACGGUCUGGAUGAGUGUCGCCUUCCUCUGGACUUCCACAACAAUGAGAUCCUGUAUGAUGUUACAGAGUCCACCUCAGUGGAUGUGCUGCUGACAAACCUGAUCAGGGGGAAGCUGCUUCCCUCUGCUCGCCUCUGGAUAACCACACGACCUGCAGCAGCCAAUCAGAUCCCUCCUGAGUGUGUUGACAUGGUGACGGAGGUCAGAGGGUUCACCGACCCACAGAAGGACGAGUACUUCAGGAAGAGAUCCAGAGAUGAGGAGCAGACCAGCAGGAUCAUCUCCCACAUCAAGACAUCCAGAAGCCUCCACAUCAUGUGCCACAUCCCAGUGUUCUGCUGGAUCACUGCUACAGUUCUGGACCACGUGUUGAGGAUCAAAGAGAAAGCAGAGCUUCCCCACAACCUGACUGAGAUGUACAUCCACUUUCUGCUGGUUCAGACCAAACAGGGCAAUGUCAAGUAUCUCGGAAAAACUGAGACGGAUUCAGUGUGGAACACAGAAACCAAGAAGAUCAUUCUUGCCAUGGGAAAACUGGCGUUUGAGCAGCUGGAGAAAGGACACCUGAUCUUCUAUGAAGCAGAUCUGAAAGAGUGUGGCCUUGACAUAAAAGCUGCAUUAGUCUACUCAGGACUGUUCACAGAGAUCUUCAGAGAGGAGCGAGGGUUGAACCAGGAGAGGGUGUUCUGUUUUGUCCAUCUGAGCAUUCAGGAGUUUCUGGCUGCACUUUAUGUCUUCCUGAUGUUCAUCAACAGUGGUGUCAAUCUGCUGACAAGAAGAAGGUUGCCACUGCGACAUGCAACUAGAUUAAAGCACCUCUACCAGAGGGCAGUGGACAAGGCUUUACAGAGUCCAAAUGGACACCUGGACUUGUUCAUUUGCUUCCUCCUGGGUCUGUCACUGGAUACCAAUCAGAUGCUCCUACGAGGCCUUCUGAAGAAGACAAGAAGCAAACCACAGAUCAAAGACGUGCUGGUGCAGAACAUCAAGAGGAAGAUCAGGGACAAUCCCUCUCCAGAGAGAAGCAUCAAUCUGUUUCACUGUCUGAAUGAACUAAAUGACCAUUCUCUGGUGGAGGAGAUCCAACAGUAUCUGAGAUCAGGGAGCUUCAGUGAAAACAAACUCACUCCUUCUCAGUGGUCAGCGCUCGUCUUCAUCUUACUGUCAUCGCGGAAAGACCUGGACGUGUUUGACCUGAAGAAGUUCUCUACUUCUAAGGAUGGACUUCAGUGGCUGCUGCCAGUGAUCAAAGCAUCCAAAACAUCUCUGCUGAGCAGCUGUAACCUCUCAUCGAGAAGCUGUGAAGUUCUGGCUUCAGUUUUAACCUCCAACACCUGUAAUCUGAGAGAACUGGACCUGAGCAACAACGACCUGCACAAUGAAGGAGUAAAGCUGCUCUCUGAGGGACUCAAGAGUCCACAGUGUGAGCUGGAGACUCUCAGGUUGUCAGGAUGUCUGAUCACAGAGGAGGGCUUUGCUUUCCUGGCUUCAGCUCUGAGCAACAACCCUUCACACCUGAAAGAGCUGGACCUGAGCUUCAACCAUCCAGGAGACUUAGCACUGAAGCUGCUGUCCGAUGGUCUGCGGGACCCCAAAUGGAAACUGGAAAUUUUCAAGAUUGAUCAUUGUGGAAAGAUCAGACUGAAUCAAGCUCCCCUUAGAUAUUUCUGUGAGCUCUCACUGGACCCAAACACAGCAGACAGAAACCUCCAACUGUCCAAAGACAACAAAGAGAUUGUGGUGGUGCAGGAGAAGCAGCCGUAUCCUGAUCAUCCAGAAAGGUUCGACAUCUGGAAGCAGCUGCUGUGCAGCGAUGAUCUGACUGGACGCUGCUACUGGGAGGUCCAGUGGAGAGGACGGGUGAGGAUCGGAGUGAGCUACCGAGGAAUCAGGAGGAAGGGAGGCAGCGAUGAAUGUUGCAUCGGAUGGAACAAUCAGUCCUGGAGUCUGUACUGCUCAGCUCAGGGAUUCACCGCCUGGCACGAUAACACACCGACAGACAUUACAACACCUCCAUCGUCUGGCUCUAACAGAGUAGCAGUGUAUGUGGACUGGGCUGCUGGUACUGUGUCCUUCUACUGUCUGCCCUACACAGUCUCCUCCAUCAGACGGAUCCACCUCCACACCUUCCACUGCACCUUCACUGAACCGCUUUACGCUGCCUUUGGGUUUGGACGAGUUCUGGAGUUUGGAAACGACUCCAUGUUGUUAUCGUCCUCAGUGGCUCUGUCUCAGGUAGUAGAGUGAAUGUUGGUGUAGAAAUGUGGCUCCUGCAGCGUGCACAAGGCUCCUGCAAGUUUCAAAUCCUUUUUUUUCUGUUGUACAUAUUUAUUUACGUUUCACUACCUCCAUCCAUCCAUUAUCUACACACCGCUUAAUCCUCAUUAGGGCCGUGGGGGGCUGGAGUCUAUCCCAGCUGACUUAGGGUGAAGGUAGGACAGGUCACCAGUCUGUCACAGGGCUACACAUAGAGACAAUCAAUCACACUCACAUUGACAAAUCAUUUAGAAACACCAAUUAGCAUUUUUUGGACUGUGGAGGGAGCCAGAGAACCCGGAGAAAACCCACACAUGCACAGGGAGAACAUGCAAACUCCAUGCAGAAAGAUCCCAGGCCAGGAUGCGAACUGUGGAUCAUGUAGCUGUGAGGCAACAGUGCUAACCACUGUGCAACCCGUUUCACUACAUCAACAUAUCAAAAGUGCUGCUUUAAAACCAGUUUUUGUAUGCAUCUGUAUGAGUUGUCCAGGUGAGAAACUUUUUUAACGAGCAACUGUGAGAGGAAGAGAUUUGUGUAAAGCUGACUGACGCCUACAGACCUGAACUGACUAACAGACCAGAAAUCUGUAAUGACUGUGAAGCUAAAACUUGACUUAUGACUGUUUGUAGAUGGAUGAAACUAACCGACCCACACAGGACUAUCACAUCUGCAGGUGAAGAGUAAUGCAGCACAAACAAAAACACCAUCAGAGCACAUUUAGCAAAGGUACUGAACACGGCAGAGAAUAUGCACUUUGGUACAAACCUCUGUUUUUGAGAUAAUUUCAUUUUUGUCAUUUAAAAUAUAUGUACAACAAUAGAUCUUUGCUCCAUUGUUAUAAAUACAGACAAAAAACUAUCCACCCUUCAACAUAAUAAUAAUAAAUGGUAACUUAAAGCACAAUAACAAUGUUAUUACACAUUAUGAAAACAGAUACUGUAAAAUAAUCUGGUCAAAUUCAACAGAAAAGAGAGGGAAGAAUGGAGUUAGAUAAAAUAAGCCUAAACAAAACAACAAAAAUAUGCCUGAAAAGGACAUUUUAAAGAAAUGAUAGGUAGGGAUGUCCGAUAUUGGCUUUUUUUUUUGCCGAUAACUGAAAUGCCGAUAUUGCCCAAUGCUUAAUUUUUGAUUCCAAUAUCUACCGAUACCGAUAUAUGUGGGUUAUUUAACGAGUUUUAGAUAAAACCACAUAUCUCCUGUAGUGGAAUUAACACAUCAUGUCUGGUUUAUGCCCCAAUGGAGGCAUUCUCAAAUGCAACAAGGCUUUCCAAAUGUAAACAUUGCCUGUGCAAAGUAAGAAACUUCAACUUAAGUUAUAGAAAAAAAAUGCCAUAUAUUUUUUUUUUUUAAUUGUCUCAAGCAACAGUUCACACUCCCCUUCCCUCCUUCUAUAAGUCUGGUAAAUGCUGGUGAAAUCCAGACAUUAUUUUAUUGGUUUUCAUGAUAGACAAAAAAUAAACGAAAACGAUAAUGACUGAUACUACAUUUUUAUGCAUAUAUAUAUAUUUAUCAGCCAUCCCUAAUAAUAGGUUUAGUGAGUUAAUCUCAGCCAAAAGUUUUCUGAAUAGCCCUGAAUCUCCAAUUCUUUGUGCUCAUAGAAAACAUUUAAAUAUAAUAACUGCAUUAGAGAUAUAUCAUCCGAUGCAUAAAUGCAAAAUAAAAAUAUUUACCGUAUUUAUUUAUAUCAAGGGUGAAGGGAAAGUCAAGUGGAAUUUAAAUGGAAGUUAUCAAAAACAAAAGCAAAGCCUGAAUGAAACAAAAAGUAGACAGGACCAGACGGAUAAUUGAUAAAUUUUAUACAGCCUCAGUGUUGAUAACUUGUUUGGGUUUUAUUCCGUCAUAGAAAAUAUAUAACUCCACUCAUGAACGCAAAAUAUAAUAGAAGAGUCAAGGCAUCGUGAAGACAGAGAAAGAAAAUAAGACUGAGUGCUGAAGUCUCAGUGUUGUUGUUUCUGUAAUAAAAGGAAUUCACAGUUCACUUAUUUAUUGCCGUAAAUUUCGUUGACACGCAGUUUGACUUUAAUUCAGGGUUUUGUCCGAGCACUGAUGGAAGUUUGCACAGAAAUGAAGAUGUAAAAAAUGUUUAUGGUUG